AUGGAGACUUUCAGAUUGUUGAUUGUCCUCUCAAUCAUUUCGUUAUCCUCCGCUGUAUUGGAAAGUGACAUUGGUGUACAUUGUACAUUUCCACCAUCAUGGCACAGUAAGGUUUUCUUUGACUCUGGUGAACUGAUAAUGUCUAUACCAGAACAGAUGAACGCUACCGGAACGUACUACUAUGAUUACCCCAGUCAGCAAAUGAGACUUGACCUGAAGGGCAUAGCGUCACUAGGCAACGUGACCUUCUCUAACACAUAUAUAUGGCAUUUUAAUGAGAGCGCAGUAUACAGUAUUGAUAACGACAACCACACCUGUACUAAGGAUAAGGAUAGUGACUACAUAUGGAAUCCCUGGAAUGGCGUGCCAUUGGACGCCCACUCCGACUCGCAUGGUGGUAUAGGGGACUUCCGGGAGAUAACAGAACACUUCACACUGAUCAGGAAGGAAAUGUAUGCUGACGUCAUCCUAACCCUUGAUGUUAAAGUAGGGUCAGUCUGUCCACCUAUCCGUUACCUUAUCCAAGACGAAGACUACGACCCUGUUAGUGGAGCGAUAGUCAAUUACGAAUUCGUGGACCCACAAGUCCUUACGGAUCGCAGUGUAUUUUCCCUGCCAUCGUUUUGUGCUAACGCUACAUCAUCACAGUACAACAGGGUAAAAAGAAAAAUUCCAUACCGUUAUCUACGACUCUUCAUGGAUUAG
Messenger RNA from Ylistrum balloti, 705 nucleotides. RefSeq lists its product as uncharacterized. Gene Ontology annotation, molecular function: calcium ion binding. The record is from RefSeq and is a predicted model, not a curated record. Gene Ontology annotation, biological process: cell-matrix adhesion. Lineage: Eukaryota; Metazoa; Mollusca; Bivalvia; Pectinida; Pectinidae. The coding region runs from base 1 to 705 and encodes 234 amino acids. The transcript has 5 exons. Gene Ontology annotation, cellular component: extracellular region; lysosome.